Molecule: messenger RNA, 2000 nt
Organism: Psylliodes chrysocephalus
Lineage: Eukaryota; Metazoa; Arthropoda; Insecta; Coleoptera; Chrysomelidae
Source: the annotation of a GenBank genome assembly
AGAAAUUGACUUGUGCGAAUCAAUUUUCAUUCAAAAUGCACCCAAACAAAAUUUUUACACUAUUAAUCAUAAUUAUCAAUAAUCAAUUAUCGCUCCAAUUAAAUAAAUGCUGCGAGUAUGAAAUAGAUCAAUUUAAAAAUGAAACUUUUAUGUGUAACGAAGUUAAAAAGAGUGCUAGACUUCGAAUUAAUGUACUUUUUGAAGAAAACGUCAACAAAACAGAGUGCGUUGAUAUUUUUGAUAACAGAGUGGUGAUUUUCGAGAGGAAUAAUGAGUCAUUUGUGAAAAUAGAAGACGUUGAGGCUUUAACAAAGUGCUGCCCUGGCGAUUAUUUCUAUAACGCAACAAGAAAAUCCUGCGAAAAAUUAUCGACACAAAAACAAAAUACAUUCAACGACAAAUUAAUAAAAAUCGGUUUACCGCUCUGUCAAAUAAUCUCCGAUUUAACUUUGGAAAAUUUAACAGAAAUAACUUUCAAUUCCUCCUCAUUAUACCUGCCGAAAAGCGACGAUUUUUUUACGGAAAAUCAGUUUUGUCUGGACGAAACUGUCGACGGAAAAUAUGUAGUCAGGUUGUGCAGAGAUUGGAGAGUUUGCGAGGAUAUGAAAUGCAUAAAAAAAUGUUGUGCUGACGGUAAAAGCUUUGUAAACGGAUCAAAUUGCCAGGAUACGUUCGUGCACGGUUUGGAAUUUAAUGGUUUCGAAAGUUUUAUCGGUGAUAUAAAGGGUGAUUUCGCCGUAGUACAUGGAAAUCCAGGCCAAGGAAAAGUUUACAUGGAACCGCAUAUAUCAUCGUUCUUUCUUGACGAAAUUGGGAUGUUUCACAAUACGAAAACAAAUGAAAUCCACCCUCAUCCUUCACAACCUUACUGCAUCGAACAUGCAUCGAAAGAAGGAAUUAUUAACAAACACGCCUAUUUUGGAUUUUUCAUUAAUGAGAGUCCCCCGUUAGAAACGAAAUUCCUUUGGAAUCGAACCGCGAUGAUCAUUUCCAGCGGUUUCUUGAUUUUUACUAUAUUUUUUUAUAUAAUUUCUGGUGAAACGAAAAAAAUAUUUGGGAAAGCGUUGGUGUGCUUUUGUUGUUCUCUUUUGGCGCUGUAUAUUCUAUUAGUUUAUCAUACAUUCCACACCAAUUUGCAUUUGAGCAAAACCAAGGGGCUGUGUAAGACUUUAGGUUUUACGAUUAUAUGUCUUGGUUUCAGCAGCUUCAUGUGGCUCCAAAUAAUGUGUUACGAUAUUAAUUCUACUUUUGGAAAGACAUGCCGAUAUUUGGACAAAAAUGAAAAACAGAGAAGAGAUUUAAAAAAGUUUUUCUUCUAUAGUUUAUAUGGAUGGGGAGUUCCCCUUUUAUAUACGAUAUUAAUGACGAUAUUCCACCUGACAGAUUCUCUACCACACACAAUUCGUAUUCGUUUGGGAAAAACGAAAUGUGGCAUGGAAAAAGGAAACUAUUCUGAGAUUCUUUUUAGAGCAGUGCCUUUGACUGUGGUUCAAUUUGUAAACUCCAUAUAUUUUUUUAAGACGAUAACAUACAUCUUACAAGUAAAAAAAGAAAUUAAACAAAUGGUGGAAACUCCGAUUACUUUGAAAAAGAAACGAAAAUUCUUUGCGAGAAGAGAAAGGUUUGGACUGAUCGUUAAGUUAUCGUUAACGAUGGGUGUUUUUUAUCUAUUUGAAGUGAUAUCUUCGUUUUUUGACUUCAGCGAGCAUAAAGCUACAGCUAUUUUGGAAAUAAUAUGGGAUUUUAUAAACUGUUUACAAGGUCUUUUUAUAUUCCUUAUUUUCGUGUGCAAAAGAAAAAAUUACGACAAGCUGAAGAAAUCGAACGCAAUGGAGAGAAUUCGCAAAAUUUCUCUAACAACUUCGGUGAAAACCACGUUGACUACAUUACCUUCUGCAAAUGUGAACAUUUCUUAAUUAAAUAUUAUAUAUUAUAUUGAAAAAUGUGUUUAAUUUAUUUUUUCAACUGAACAUGAAUUUCGUGCUAAUAAAAUUAUAUAG